GUUGCCCAUCUCUAGCAUAUUUGACAGUCGCCCCAAUUAUUGAUGAAAUAUAUUGAAUAAUUGACUGUAAAACUAACUAAAAGUAAAUACACAUUGCUAUGGCGGACGAUUUGCAGAACUACAAAUUGCAGCUGCAGCAGGUAGAAGCUGCCUUACAAACAGAUCCAGACAAUGAGGAGCUGCUAAAAUUGAAAAUUGAUUUGGACGAGGUCAUUAAGCUGACGCGCGAUCUGAUCAAGGCACAGUUGGAAGAGCAACGAAAAUCCUCUUAUGUGGAGCCAUCCUCAUCUAAAACAGCCACAUCAAAUUACUAUGACGACAUUGAAGCUGCCCUCUUGGAGGCCGAGAAGCUGGUGUCGUCCGUCAAAACAUGGAAAAUUGGUGAGAAAUGCCAAGCCAAAUGGACCGAAGAUGGUCAAUACUAUGAUGCCACCAUUGAGGGCAUAACAGCCGAAGGAGAAGUCAGUGUAAUAUUCGAUGCAUAUCAAAAUCGUUCCACAACGAAUUUGAAAGAGUUACGCGAACGGACAACGCGCAACGAAGUCUUUCCCUCCAACAAACGACAUAGGCCGAAUCAAAAAGAAUAUUUGAAAAAGCGCAAACAGAAAAAACAACAACGAUUUAAAGAUUUGGAAGAAGAGCGCGAGUCGGAUAAAAACAAAUGGCUUAACUUCACCACUAAGAAUCAAAAGAAACCUGGCAUGAAAGUGAAAAGUAUAUUUGCAUCGCCGGACAAUGUAAGUGGUAGAGUGGGUAUCGGCACAUGCGGAACAUCCGGAAAGGGUAUGACUGAUUUCACGGUUGGUGAAAAAUAUCGUAAGGGUCUUUAACAUAAUUUAAGAAGCAACAACAAAAUGCGAUUAUAAUGCACAUUGUUGUAAAUUUAGUUACAUAUUCUAAAAACAAAACAAAUUUAAUAAAUGUAAUCUGUCAACUUUA
This is a messenger RNA of Drosophila willistoni, 939 nucleotides long. It is a transcript of the gene Spf30, whose product is annotated as survival of motor neuron-related-splicing factor 30. Gene Ontology annotation, molecular function: RNA binding. NCBI's taxonomy places the organism in Eukaryota, Metazoa, Arthropoda, Insecta, Diptera, Drosophilidae. Gene Ontology annotation, biological process: mRNA processing; regulation of alternative mRNA splicing, via spliceosome. The transcript is spliced from 3 exons. Gene Ontology annotation, cellular component: precatalytic spliceosome; cytoplasm; nucleus. Bases 99 to 830 code for a protein of 243 amino acids. The record is from RefSeq and is a predicted model, not a curated record.